GACGGGGCUGUGCUACGGUGGCGGCAUUUUUAUUCUUCCGCUGUGGCGUCUUCACGUGACACCGUGUCAAGCCUUCAAACUUGCAAGUGAAGCUACACGCUGUUGAAUAGAUCGUCGCGUCAGAAUGUUCAGCCCUCGGUUUCUCGUUGUCAGUCUUGGCAAUCCUCUGCCCAAAUAUGAGAGCCUCCAUUCGGCCGGCCACUUUGCUCUCAAUGGCCUGGCCAAGGUUCUACGACACCCCCCUUUUCACGAGGUGACUCUUGGGAAGCAUACAUAUCUGGUGUCUCAGGGACCCAAGUACACAUUGGUCCAGUCGCCCACGCUCAUGAAUGUGUCUGGAGGAUUUGUUGCCCGAGCAUGGCAGGAAAUGACGAAACAACAUGAUCCGGCAUCGCUCAGCCUCGUCAUUGUUCAUGAUGAACUCGAAAAGGACUUGGGCAUUGUGAGACUCACGGCAUGGGAUCGGAGUCACAAGGGACACAACGGCAUCAAAAGCGUCAAGGGUUCGCUUUCACAGGGCAAAUAUCCCACUUCGCCAUUUGUACGGAUUGCUGUCGGUAUUGGACGGCCGGUGGAGAGAGACGCUGAGACUGUGAGCCGGUAUGUUCUUGAUCGGAUAUCGAGAGAGCAGAGGAGGAUCCUAGAGGAGGAGGCACCUUGGAAGGUUGCGGAGAAACUCGUCGAACUGGAAGAUGAAUGGAGGAGCGAGGUCAAGUCAUGACUUGGGCCGGUCCCUUGUCGAGAGUCACGGCAACCAGAUGGUGGGAUGCGAGCCAUACCUGUGCCUGCUGGGAUGAAGAUACAUCUCAACACCUCACAAUGAUGAAAUGCUGCAGAAGUCAUUUUGAGAACAUCAGGCCACAAAACUCGGUUGGGUUGUAUCAUCAACACCAUUACGCAGCAAACCCCCACGCCGACGCAACAACUCUUGAUCAGCCGCACUUUAAGACAAGCAUCAAUAUUCUACGAAGUACAUCAAUUGGGUACAUCCACGCCUCAC
Messenger RNA from Ilyonectria robusta, 1000 nucleotides. Its product is annotated as peptidyl-tRNA hydrolase. The coding region runs from base 125 to 721 and encodes 198 amino acids. The record is from RefSeq and is a predicted model, not a curated record. NCBI's taxonomy places the organism in Eukaryota, Fungi, Ascomycota, Sordariomycetes, Hypocreales, Nectriaceae. The transcript has a single exon. Gene Ontology annotation, molecular function: peptidyl-tRNA hydrolase activity.